GGAAAUUCUCUAUCUAGAAUUAGUUUUCGAUUUUAGAACUAAAUCUAGAAGUCUAUAAAUUGUUGAUUUCAUUGUCACACACAAAGUUUCUCACAGAAAUCUGCAAAAUUGAAUUGGAGCAUCAGCACCAUGAUUUAUGAAUUUUUAUUAAUCUUGGAAAGAUCUGCACGGUUAUUCCAUCAUUAAAUAUAGUAAAAAGUUAUUGAAAAUCAGCUCAGGUCCUCAAUUAAAAGGAAAAGAAUGGAAGAGUUACGCAUGGAAUUGCGUUCCCUCUUGCUGAGUUCUAAACAUGGCAUACCGACCCAUGAAAUAGAAAGUCAUUAUGAGGAUAUCAUCGGUAAAAGGUUGGAUUAUAGAAAAUUCAACUUUCAAAGUGUCAGUGACCUGAUGCAUGCAAUGCCAGAUGUUGCAAGGCUAGACAGCACUGGAGAAGUGUAUCAUGCUCUUUCUGAUGAAUCAACAGCACAUAUUAAAAAAAUGGUUAUGCGCCAGAAAACCAAACCGAUCAAAGUAGGAAGGGGAAGAGGAGGCAGAGGGCGCGGCAGAGGUAGAGGCGGACGUGGACGGGGCCAUUUCAGGGGAGGAUACAUGUCAGCCAGAGGAGCAGGACACUUUACAACCAGAGGAACAGGGCAUACUUAUUAUCGAGGAACAGGUCACAUGUUGGCCCGGGGAACAAGCCACAUGUCUGCCAGAGCAGCUGGUCACUUUUCAGCUAGAGGCAAUGGUCCUGAGCCAGCUAGGGGACCAGGCUUUGGAGGCAAUCAGUCCUAUGGCUUUUCUGGAGACCUAAAGCAGCAUUCUCAAAAUGACAAGAUUCCAUUUGGCCACAAUUCACUGAAAGGAACAGUUGUGACUUUAAGGUCUACCUAUUCUCCAACAUACAGUGAAUCAAAUAGGUUGGAAGAAACAGAGAAUGUUCCGAUUAUACCACAGCGCUCCCCAAUGAAGAAUUUACAGAUCAAUAUUAGUCCAGGAGGUUCCCGUGUCAUUAUGGCUGAUAAACCUGAUCCCAAGCCAAGUGAUCUGAGGGAGUAUUUAAAAGAAAAAAAAAUUAAGCUUGAACAGAAUAACAAGAAUGACAACUGUCAAAACUACCUGCAGGUCAGUUCAACUGAACCAGUGAGAAAUAAUGAAGAAAAGAAAGUGAAGUUUCAAUAUAGCCAGUAUAAAAAAGAAUUGCCACCAAGAUUCAUGAAAGCAAAUGCAGAUCGAUCUCAAGGCAAUAAUGCAGAUAAAGUCUUGGUAUUUCAGAAGACUUCCAGUGUAGUACAUGAUAUCAAAACUAAAAAUGCUUCACAGGGCUACAUUGAAGAAAAAGCAGUUGUGCAUACAAUAGAAUCUCAGAACUGGGAGGUGCCAGAAAAGGGUGAGGAGUACUUGCUGGCUUUCAAGGACUACUUUGCCAGUCGGGGCGAGGAACCUCCCCCCAUUGAAAUUGUUGAAGGCAAGGUUAGCAAACAGAAUGGUUUCUACGGGCGGCUACGAUAUAAUGGACUAAUGUAUUACCCAUUAGUUAUAUUACAUACAAGACAGCAUGCUGAAUGGAUGGCUGCUAAAGCUUUCUGCACUCAAAACAAUAUAACAUUACCAGUGCCUAGUGUGGAGCCACAGUCUCCUGACAAACAGGUGCACCAUUCUGAAAUCCAGCCUUCGAAAAGUGUGGUUCUAUCACCUGUCAUUGUUCAGUCUCAUUCUGAUCACAUACAAUUCAAUAGCCCACAGCCUUCUAAUCCUGUGAUCCAGACACCUGUCAGCAGCCUGACAGAACAAGAAAACAUGGAUAUUGUCCAUAAGUUAUACAUGAUGUUAAAAGAUAAAGAGUUUGGUGUAUUUCUGAAGUAUCUCCCUUCACUCUAUGUAGAAAAUUACAAUGAGGAACUGACUGUUGACUUGAAGUCAUUUCUACUAAACUUUCCAGAUUUCUUUUCAGUGGAAGAACCAUUACCCAACAGAUUCAUAGUUUACACAGUGCCUGAUGCCUUAAACAAACCCAAAGCUUGUAGUGCUAGUACAGAAGUCAUGCGAAUGGAUUAUCCCAGAGUGCCUCCUUGUCAUUUGCCUAAAGUUGGAGAUGUGGUUAAAGGUACCAUAGUUUUUGUCUACUCUCCUGAUGAGUUCUAUUUCCGUGAUAUCAAUACAGAAGAUACUAUGCAAGCAUUGGAAGAAAUGCUAAACACCAUUUAUUCAAAAGCAGAUGUACCAGAUGUGAAGUCAUUGGCUGUUAACAGUUUUGUCAUUGGUCAGUACUUGGAGGGCUGGUACAGAGCCCAGGUCAAGAAAAUUGAUGAGAAAGUCAUAGUAGUCAGCUAUAUAGACUAUGGAAACUCUGAGGAGGUGACCCUGGAGGAUCUGAGAUGUUUGCCCACAGAAGACUUAAUCGUCAACACGCCAGCUCUGGCCAUCAAGUGUGCCUUACGAAAACAUCAAGAUGCUGUAGGAUGGGUGACAGACGCUGAACAGCAGCUUCAAUCUUUGCAAGAUUCAUCUGUUACUAUGACAGUCAUAUCACUUACAGAUGAUGUUUGCAAUUGUGAUUUAUACCCUACGUCUGGAUUUUGUAUCAAUGAAAAUAUUACAAUAAUGCCAACUGUGCAGAAAUCCCCUAGCCCUCCUAGUGAUAUGGUAGCCUCCUCUCCAUCUUCUACACAUCCAGCCCCAGUCAGCCCAGCUAGUAAAACAGAAGAAGCCUUGCUGCCACCCAGCACUACAAUAUCUACACCUGCUGUACAACAAGAAGCCUUGCUGCCACCCAGCACUACAAUAUCUACACCUGCUGUACAACAGAGUCCUGCCUGCUCAGUAGUUUCCAGCUCUUCUUUGUCUAGCUCUGUGUCCAAAUCAAAAGGCAAAGUGCACUUUACCCCUGACCCAAAUUCCCUUGCUAUACCUGAAAAAGAUGCAGAGAUUGCAAUCUACAUUUGUGAUGUCCUGUCUGAGUGCUGUGUCAUUUUAAGAUUUGUAGAUGAUAACUUCUCAGACAAACUUGAUGAACUAGAAAAUGAGAUUGCUGAUCAGUUUGACAGCUGGCCCGUCCCUGCUGAAGUUAAGUUAUCCAAUGUGUAUGCUGCCGCUGUUGACACUGACCCUGAUGAAUUUGAAGAAGAGGAAGAGGAAGAUGUUGAGUGUGAGGAAUGCAAGCGAUACCACAGAGUGCGAGUUAUACGUAAAGAAAAGGAUCAAUAUUAUUGCUUUUUCCCUGACCAUGGAGACUUUAUGACCCUUGAAAAAUCUGAUCUGAGAGAAAUAGAUUCCAAACUGAACACUUCACUUCCAUAUCAGGCGGUGGUGGCAAGUCUGGAGGGACUUGACUCUCUUCCUUCAGAACUUAAAGAUUUUGCAAAGAGAUGUUUGCAGAAACUGUUAUUCCUAGAUGACAGCCACUCCUUUGUAGCAGUUGUGACUGACAAGUUGAUAAUGGAGUCAAGAAGGGAAGAUACUAAUUUGUUGCGAGUGAGAAAGAUUAUAAGUUGUUUAGACAAAGUUGAACUGGAUAAAGUCAAACAGAUCUACAAAGAUAUUUACAAAGAGCCUUGUGAGGAUGUUGAAGAGCUACUGCAGGAGUUACCAGGAUUUGGCAGCUGGAAAGAACAUCUACACAUUAAUAUCUACAACACUGAGCAAGAUGAUGAGGAUGUUCUAAUCAAUGAAGUCAUACUGGAUGCUAUCAAUGAUGUAGAAGAGGGUGAGGAUGCCCUGGAUGUGUUCAAUACUUUAUUUGGAACUUCCUACAAAUCAUUUGAAGAGAUGGACGAAGAAGAAAAUGAAGAGGAGGAAGAAGAGGAGGAAGCAGAUAAAGUCAACAGUGAUGCUCUCCAGCAUGAAGAAAAGGAGGAACCUGUGAUCAGCUCACCAUUGGGGCGACCGCAAAGUGGAACCCUCCCAGUGAAGAGACUGUACACAUGGAACUCUGAAGCAUACAAGAUUGCACAAGAGAAAGUCACCGUUAAACAAACAGUUUAUAAAUUUUGGACUUACCCAUUAAUGACAUCAUCUGCAAUAAUUAUCAUCAGUGUGGAAUCCCCAUCACAUUUUGUGGGUAUCCCUGCAGAACCUGCACUUGAAUUUGAGAAAAUGCUAGUGGAAGUGAAUCAAGCAUUGUCAGAAUCUUCAGUCAGACCAGACAGACUGGAAGAAAAUCAUCUCUACGCUGUCAAAAUGGAGGAUGGGUUUCACAGAGCUUUGUUCAGGCAGAGGAUUGGCCAGCAGGGGUGUAAAACAUACUUACCAGACACUUGUCAGCAUGAGGUUGUCCCUUCAGACCAACUGUUUAUCCUGCCAGAGCGAUUUGCCGCCAUGCCUUUUUUGGCCAACAGAAUGUCUUUAGGAGGUGUAAAGCCCAUUGGUCCAACCUGGAGUCAAGAAGCCAAAGAAUGGUUUUACAAACAAACCUACAAGAAAGUCUUGUACGCUCUUGUGGUGAGAGAGGAACAUAUUCACAACGACCUGCCCCCAGUACUGGUUGUACAUCUCAUUGACACAAGUUCUGAGGAGGAUAUACUGCUAGAUGAUCAAAUGGUAGAGAAACUAAUGGCAGUUAAGACAUCUUAGAGUUUGGUGAAAUUAAUAAACAUUUUAAUUUCUGGAGCUGGGAAAAAAUGUUCUUUCAGCCAUCAGUUUCUUUUAACUGGUUUGCAGCUUACCUGUGAUUUUAGCCUAGCUUAUCAAACCUUGGUUUCUGAGUGUACAAAGAAAAUAUUUUUUUAUGUUUUUUUUUUUCUAUAUUUGUGAAAUUAUUAUGCCAUUCCAUAAGUUUUUUUGUGUUCAUUUUGGUGGCAUAAAUAUCUUGUUUUAAUCGAGAAUGUUAAGAGAAAAAACCAUCUCUUUCUAGUUUCAUAGUCUCAUAAAAGCCUGUCUGCUACCAAGACUGGAGUAUGCUCUGUUUUAACUGGCUUUGGGUUGUCUUGACUGCAAUGCUACAUGCCUCUGUUUUAUUAAAAAGGGAAAAAUAAUUGGAAAAGCAAAAGAUGAAGGUCUAAAUAGAAAACAUGUUAGAGCUGUUUUUAAAUGUAUUGAAUAAAUAAUUUUUUUAAGUAUGUAAGUAUGUUGUCUUUCUUACUCAAUCUGGGAAUAGAUAUAGUACAUCGAAUAGAUAUAGUACAUUUUCUAUUAUACAUUAUGACCAAAUUUUUUUUUUCACAUUUUUCUUCUUCUUUAGUGUGUGACUGUAUUAGAUUUUUUUUCUGAAGUGUUGAUUGUUAUUGUUAUAACAGUGACACUCUUCAAAUGAAAGGUUAAGAACAAGUAACCAGACAACAGUUAAUUAUCAUGUGUUUGGUCAUACUGGGCAAAGGUAAACAUUUGUAGGCACUACAUUUGGUUCAUGCCUUUGUUUAUGGAAGGGGGGGUGGAGGAAGGCCUAUUCUCCCCCCCUCCCUAACACCACCACUUCAUUAAUGAUAAAUGCUGCAGUGUUGGGUGUGGGUUUUUGUUUUUUAAAGUUACUUGGGAAUUUCCAAAGCUAAGUCAAAAUCUAUUUUCUAUGUAAAUAGCCAGCAGAAAACUUAACUCUUCCCUUUUUUUCCCCAAUUAGCUCCCUCCCUUUUUUUCCCAAUAAGAGCUUCACCUCUGAGUGACAUUCAGCAAAAAAAAAAGACAAUUAAGGGGAGACAAUGAGGGGUGUUUCAACUGUUCAAUUACUGGGCUUCGCCAUUUGUUAUUGUUGUAUUAAUGAUUCUGUUUUUAAUUCAAGUAGUCUUUUUGUUUUUCGGUUUCAAAAUAUAAAUAUGUACUCAACAAAAUGUUAAUAUUAUAAACUUGGUUGCUGUUUUUUUUUUUUCUUCUUUCACAUUCAUUGUUUGAGAGUUAAAUUGUUAUCAGUAUAUGCAAUCAGUUGUGACAAAUUAUUUGAGUAAAUACAAAUCUGUAUCAAAUGCUACAUUAUUUUAGAGCGUGCCAUUAAUUGAUCAUGACAUACUUGGGUGAAUGAAUAUUUAUAUCAAUUUUGUGACCCAUUUUAACAUAAGGUUCACACAGUCCUGGACACAGUUCUGACAAUAUACAGGUGUAUAUAUGCAUCAAAUAUAGUUCUGUUCAUUAUUUUUAUAUUUUGGGUUUCUGUGUUAUUGAUGGUAUAUUACAAAAAUUACUCAAUGAAAUAUACUUUUAUAUAAUAUUUGUUUGGAAUUCCAAGCUGGUGAGAAUUGCCAUUAUGUGGUAGUGAAUUUAAAAGUAAAUUUUUUUUAAAAACUAUCCCAAAUGUAAAAUCAUCAAGACAUACAACUCUUUUUAUUGAAUGAAAACAAUGUUGGCUUCACCCAUCUAAUUACAAAACUAGAUCUUUUCUUGGAAGUUUGGCAACAGUUGCCAUUUCCCUAACACAGUGUUUCCAAAACUUUUUCUCUAACAGAACACUUCGCACAUACUGAGUAUUUAGCUGAACACUUUGCUUAUUUUAACAGAUUUUAAUUCACGUGGUGGCCUACUAGUUAAUUUUUCCAGUAGUUUGUUGCACACCUACUCAGGCCUUGUGGGACACUAGGGUUUCGCGGACCACAGUUUGGGAAACACUGCCCUAACACAUAAAGUUUGUUUUUCACCUUUUUUUUCUGUCUUUGCCCCAAUGAUUGAAAUGAUUUCUAGCUAGAGUUAUCCUCCCCAAUACAUUUGAUUUCAUGAAGACAAUAGUAAGUCCCACUGCCACCUGAUUGGUUCUUUUGCCACCCUGACCUCAUGUGACCUGACCUUGACUUGACUCUCAUUCCUACCAUAUUGGUCCCCCUCCCACUGUCCCCCAUUAACCAGAAUGUCACAAACAUUUUGCUGUUUCCUUGAAGUCAACUCUAUUAUGAAUGCAUUGUAACUUUUCAAUGUCUUUGGCUGGCAGGCUAAUAAGGUUAUUAUGUGAGUGUUUCAACAUAGUGGGGAAAACAUUCAUAUAACUGGCUAUUACUCCAAGUUGGGAAAUCAUUAAGUAUUUCUCCUUGGGCUGCAUGGAAAGACUCAAUUCUUUCUUUUAUAUAAAUAAAGGAUGCAUAAAAAAAAUGUUUCUAAUGAAAAUGUUUUUUCAAGACCCUGAACAAAACUUGACAGUAUUACCAUUUGUUAUUUGGAGGACACUUGUAGAUGUUGCUCUUAGGCUUUCUCUUGUCGUCCAGCAGCAAGUGAAAUGUUUGUUAUUUUAUUGUUUUGUUUCUUUUAACAUUCAUAUAAUAAAAAGUUGACUACUUUUAUACUUA
This is a messenger RNA of Biomphalaria glabrata, 7178 nucleotides long. RefSeq lists its product as uncharacterized. Lineage: Eukaryota; Metazoa; Mollusca; Gastropoda; Planorbidae. The transcript has 29 exons. The record is from RefSeq and is a predicted model, not a curated record. Bases 241 to 4551 code for a protein of 1436 amino acids.